Molecule: messenger RNA, 1038 nt
Organism: Closterium sp. NIES-65
Lineage: Eukaryota; Viridiplantae; Streptophyta; Zygnematophyceae; Desmidiales; Closteriaceae
Source: the annotation of a GenBank genome assembly
AUGCCCACUCCUCAAUCUCUUGCCUGUGCACAUCUCCCAUACAGAUACGACAUCUUCUGUCGCUCUGCAUACGUGAAGCUGAGGGAGCUCGCAGGCCCAGCGAUGCACUUGCAGGCACUCGUUCACCCUUCCUACCCACACCUUCCCACACCUGUCUAUCUUGCCUGUGCGCAUCUCCCAUACAGAUACGACAUCUUCUGUCGCUCUGCAUACGUGAAGCUGAGGGAGCUCGCAGGGUCAGCAGCACAGCCCACCCCUGCCCACUGCGCCCUCCACUCAAAUGCCAUCCAUCAAUCUAUCCUUCAGUUUAUUCCGCUUCAGUUAUUCUCCCAAUUUCUCCUCCCUUCUUCCCCCCUCUGCCUCUCUUCCCCUGCCUCCCUAUCAUCACCAGGGGCGGCUGCAUUUGAGGCGGCGGUGGCAGCGGUGAGUCUGUACGGCGGCACUCAAGCCGGCGACCGCACCAUGCUGGAUGCUCUGCUGCCACGCUCUUGCGCAGCAUCCAGACAUGCCGGGAGAUCUGACACACGUCUCAACUUCUUCUCUUCCCUGCCUUCCCGAACCCUCUCCUCCUUCCCUCCCUGCUUCCCCAACCCCCUACCCACCCCCACCCCUGUAUCUACAUCCACCCUAUCACCAGGGGCGGCUGCAUUUGAGGCGGCGGUGGCAGCGGUGAGUCUGUACGGCGGUGCUCAAGCGGGCUACCGCACCAUGCUGGAUGCUCUGCUGCCCGCCGCUGCCUCUCUCUCUCGCAGCAUCACAGCAGGGGAGUCAGCAGCGGCCGCGCUGGCUGCUGCUGCUCAGGCUGCUGCUGCCGGAGCCGAAUCAACCAAGUCAAUGCCAGCUCUGGCUGGCAGGUCCAGUUAUGUACCAGCAGAGGUGUUGGCAUCAGUGCCUGAUCCCGGAGCCAUGGCUGUAGCGGCAUGGCUGCAAGGUGCCGCUACAGCCAUGCAACCACCGCCGCCGCCUGUAGUGGAGUCCGUAGCAGAGCCUGCAGCGGCAGCAGCGGCAGCACCAUCAGCACCACAAGAACAGUUGUAG